Molecule: messenger RNA, 735 nt
Organism: Trypanosoma grayi
Lineage: Eukaryota; Euglenozoa; Kinetoplastea; Trypanosomatida; Trypanosomatidae
Exons: 1
Coding region: 1-735 (244 amino acids)
Source: RefSeq, a predicted model, not a curated record
AUGUUCGUGCGCCGCAGCACGGUAAGCGCCUUCGCCAUCCUCUUCCUCGCCAUUGCGCUGCUGUAUCAAGACACAGUGUGGGACGCCCUGUCGACGAACACACGACGCGACUCACCAUGCUUGUGUCUAACCGGUAUCUUUGCCGACGCCCAUCUCCUUGGGGCUUUGCGCCGCAGCAGCAGGCCCUUCAUCGGCAUUCACUGGCGCGUGACUCCCGCCUUUGCCAGUGACUUCAUGGACCCGUGGCGCUCCAAAUACGCCAAUUGCCUGGCGCUGCAUGAGCUGCAGCCGCUGCACGUGCCUGAGGGGAUGUCGGCGGUAGACGCGCUGCAUCAGCAGCUCGAGGACGAUGUCGCUCGUGGCAAGGGGGAGAAGGAAAAGGCGAAGAGUGUUGACGGUGAUGAUUGGGCGAUACGCGGCAGCGGUGCCUUUGUGUCGCGGCGGCGGCGGGGGCGGCGUAAAGGGUCCGCUGCUGCGCCAAUGUGUCACGUGUGGCUUCUGCCAGAGGCCUCGCAGCUGCCGCCGGCGGUGUGGGUAGCGCUGGAGGAGCUGCUGCAGGAGGGCACACUCGCUGGAAGGCCUGUCCGCACAUCGGGCACAAGCGGGGCGUUGAACCCGCAACAAGAAGGACAACAAUACUACCCACUUGGCGUGUUGUUGUUGGCCGACCGCGACUCGCUGAAGCGCUUGAUGCCCCCUCACACUGCCAUGAUGUUCACAGCAGUAGGCCACUGA